UCAUCACCAUUCUAUGGCAUGGCGGCUGUUUUCAAACAACAUACUAUUUCAUUUAUGGCAUAAGUUUUCGCUGGGUUGCUCUAAAUCAACACAGACAUGCCUGAAGAACGUUAUUUGAUUGUUGUUUCCAUACUGGCAGGUCGGAGUUUCCCCAAAAGGCCCCACCAUAAAUUGAUAAUAGAUGCUAAAUUUGAUGGCGAACUUCUCUCGACUGAUCCUGUUAAUCAUACUAGCAAGCCAAGUAUAACACAAGAGUUGGCAUGGCAAUUAACCAAAAAAGGACUUCAGCAACAUCGCUUACACCGCAGUUCCAUGAAAAUUCAGUGUUAUGCUUAUGAUACCCAAAGUACAGUGAAAGAGAUGAUUGGCUAUGUUCUACUUGAUUUUCGAGCUGCUACCAUGAAGCAGGCAUCAAAGUGGUAUCCUCUACUUCACUGCAAAUAUAUGAAAUCGAAACCUGAACUCCAACUUGGUCUCUACCUUGAUCAUGAUGUGGACGAAGUCAAAAAGAUUGAAGAGAUGCAAACAAAUCUAACAACCAAUCUACGUCCUAUUUUAGAUGAAACUGGUAGCUUCUAUCAAAUUGGCCCAGUUGAUUGUUGUCAGGAUAUAUUCAUACUAGCUGUCACCAUUGUUUAUGCAUCUAACCUUGCACUUUUGAUCCCUGCGGCCAUCCCUCUACCUGAUAAUUCCAGUGGAUACAGUUUUUAUUAUUCCUUAUUUGGAAAUAAUGUCUGCAGUGAGACCUUCACUGAUUUGAUCAACCCAAAAUUUGUGCCUGAGAGAGCAUCUGUGAAGAUCCGAAGCAAUCUAGAUGUUUUAUGUCUCUUCUUUGCAAACCAACCUGGCAUCCAGGUUCAUUUUUGUUGUGAGGAUAUAUCGUUUGGACAUUGUGAAGUACCUUUAAAUACUUUACUGAAACCAGGCAGCACUGAAAUCUUCAUGCGACCAGUUGUUUUAGAGGGUGAUUACACGCUUUUAACUCCAAAUAAAACAAAAGUCUCCACUGACUCACCUCCUGUGGUUGGUAUCUCAGUUGCACUCUGGAAAGAAGAAAUGAAAAAUGUGAAAGAAGUUAUAGACCAACAACAAACAGUUUCAGAAGCACCAAAAAAAUCAACAGAAAUCAAAUCUGAUGUAAACUAUUCUGAUACUUUUGAAGACAAAACCAGUUUGGAUCCAAGCAGUUUACAAGAAUCUCAAAAUACCAAAGAAACACAAAACCCGAAACCAGUUCUUGAUGCACAAACCACUUCAAAUACUCAAAUUUCUUCCAAAAAAGAUAAUUCACCAUCAUCAUUGUCAUCAACAUCAACAAUUGUAUCAUCAUCAGCAAAAGCAGUCCCAGCAAAAACAACAACAACAACAACAGAAGUUGAAAAGAACUCCAAGGGUAACAGCGAAAGUUCUUCCCAACCACAUGUUGUUAUUCCUGCUCAAUUCCACCAUUUCACAUUCUCAAUUGACCUCACCAGUAUUGCUGGCAAUCAGAUUACAAAUAUCAGACUGGUUUUCUUACGUUAUGUAUAUCCUUUCUUUGGAAGUGCUGCUCCAAUUCUUACUCACCCACCUGUAAAAAUAUCCAAAGGAACGGAAGUGUUUCUUCCACACUCCUUUUGUGCCUUCGAUUUUGCUUCCAUGACUGACCAGCUUCAUGAAACAUUUCUCAGUGUACCACUUUUUGUUGAAGUCUGGGAGAGAGAUCGGAACCUUUCGAAAGAUGUUUUGCUUGGAAUAUGUCGUUUGCCGUUAGCAAAAAUAUUGACUGCUGAGAAAACUAGGAUUGUUGAUUCAUCAAAUGGCAAUGGAUGGAGACAAGUGCACAAAGAUACCCUUGUAGUGUCUUCAGCUGAUGAGGGAAAACAGAAAAUAGCUACCCUUACUGUGGUUUUAACUCUAGAAGACUGGGGAGCCAUCCACGACCAACGCAUCAUAUUAAAUGACACAUCAUCUCAGGUCCACAGUGUACCUCAAGAGAAUUCUAAUACCAAUGCUAACAAACUCAAAAAUCCUGAGAAAGAUCUAAGAGAAACUAAGGAGUAUCAAGUUGCUAUGGAACUGGAAAUUUGGAAAGAAGCUCAGAAGCAGAAGUUUGAAAAUGAAUUGAAACAGAAAGAAAUUUCUUACAUGAGAGUUUUGGCUGAUGAAUGGAAGAAAAGAGACAGGGAGCGAGAAGUAGUUCUAAAGAAGAAGCUUUCAGAAUACAACCAAUUGGAAGAAACUUUGCAGAAAGCCUUAAAAGAUUUAGCUAAGAAAGAACAAGAAUUAACUGCCAAAGAAAAAGAGGUAGUCCAGCUGCGAAAUGAUCAGAAUCGAGAACAUGAACGUAAGUUGGCUGAAAUGAAAGAAGCUUCUCAAAGACUCCAAGAUGACUGUGAACAUCGCAUCCAGUUAGAAAGAGUGAAAACAUCAGAAUAUGAAGGAUUGGUCUCUAAAUACAAACAGGAGUUAUUGGAUGCUGAGAAGCGGUAUACAGCACUGAGUAAAGAGUUCAGCAUUUUCAAAGAACAAGAAAAUAGUAAACCUGAGGUCCGUCUGCAAUCCGAGAUUAAUAUUUUAACAGUUGAAAAAGUGGAGUUGGAGAAAAAACUUGAUAAUGCACUGAAAUCAAAAAUCCACUAUAAGCAGCAGUGGGGACGUGCAUUAAAAGAAGUUGCCCGCCUCAAGCAUCGUGAGCAAGUCACUGCCAAAGCCCAGCUUAAAAAACAGCAAGAUGAACUGGAGCAAAUAAAGUUACGAUAUUUGGCUAACGAGGAGAAAGAGAGCAUAAAGAGUGACAAACUAGAAUUAGAAGUGAUCAAGAAUGAGUUGAAUAAAAUACGUUUGGCUGAAGAACAAAAACAACAGCAGCCACAGCAGCAGCAGCAGCAACAACAGCAGCAGCAUUUAUUAAAUCAGCAACAUUCAUCUCAGGUGAUCAAGAACCAGAUGGGUCAGAACCCUCACUCUUACCACAACCCUAGCAAUGCCAGUCUGGAUGAGCAUGUAGCCAGACUUAUUGAAGAGAGAGAUAUUCUUCUUCGGACUGGGGUCUACACAUCUCAGGACAAGAUAAUAGCUGAACUUGACCAACAGAUAAAAGACAUUGUUGCUCUCAGAAAUACCUAGUCAACCUUUACAAUUACAUCAUCAUCAUUAUUAUCAUCAUCAUCAACAAUUCUUCAUUCUCUCCUUCUCCUCUUAGUUCCCUCCUAAUGUAUUCAGUCAUUCUUGUGGGAAUAAUCUCCCAUAGGUGCUCCAUGGCUUGCUGUUGGUUAGGGUUAGGGAUUGAGUUGACCUCCAUGAUUCUGUUUCCGGCAGUGUUUAUUGUGGCAACUAGCUUGUGUGUGGUGUCUCUACUGUAGAUAGAGAUAUAGUGUAAAGGUCACCCGUGGUUUUCAAAUCAAGCGUUCCAAUGUCUCUUUGUCGACAGUUCUGUUAUCAUCCGGUUAUAUUUUAUAUUAUUUCUGACAUUUAGUCCCAUUAUACACACACAGAAGCUCAGACAUAUGCUUGUACGCACACAUAUACACAGGCAGGCUCACCAGCACACACAUGCACAUUACUAUUUAAUGUGAAACAAAGAUAUACGUGAGGGAUACCCAACACACAGACAUCUUCAUAUAUUGUGAAGAAUAUAUUCACACUUAUAAAUACUUGUACAUAGACAUCUUCAUUUACCUUACACACACACAAUACCAUAUAUAAAUACACAGGCACACACGAAUAUGUUAUGUGUGUGUGUAUAUAUAUAUAUAUAU
Molecule: messenger RNA, 3740 nt
Organism: Octopus sinensis (East Asian common octopus)
Lineage: Eukaryota; Metazoa; Mollusca; Cephalopoda; Octopoda; Octopodidae
Product: centrosomal protein of 120 kDa-like
Exons: 22
Coding region: 97-3108 (1003 amino acids)
Biological process (GO): centrosome cycle; positive regulation of centriole elongation; interkinetic nuclear migration
Cellular component (GO): centriole; centrosome
Source: RefSeq, a predicted model, not a curated record